This is a messenger RNA of Nilaparvata lugens (brown planthopper), 1739 nucleotides long. RefSeq lists its product as uncharacterized. Bases 206 to 751 code for a protein of 181 amino acids. The record is from RefSeq and is a predicted model, not a curated record. NCBI's taxonomy places the organism in Eukaryota, Metazoa, Arthropoda, Insecta, Hemiptera, Delphacidae. The transcript is spliced from 4 exons.
ACUGGGCACAGAGGACUGGGUACACGCAGUCGCCAUUUUGAGUCAUAGCAUAGCAUUCGUUUCAACUGCCUGUAUUGCUUUGCUUCGACAGUGGUGAUAAUAUUUUGAUAUUUUUAAUAAUUCUAAUUCAUCAUGGUGGGGUGCUCGGCACCAAAUUGUGCCAAUAAAACUGAGAAAGGGUUUCGCUUGUCUAGAUUUCCUACAAAUGAAAAAAGAAAGGCAAUUUGGCUUCAAAAUUGCAGACGUGAUAAAUGGAAGCCAACAUCAAAUUCCAGACUUUGUGAGGACCACUUUGAAGAAAAUCAGUGGGAGCUCCAUCGAGCAGAUGAGUGGAGAAAGUUGUAGCCAAAUGCUAUUCCAACUUUAUUUAAUGUUCCGAAUCCACCAAAAAAGCUUAUAUCAACAAGGCGUGCAAAUAACUUACAAGGACACAACCCCUAGUGAGAUAGCUGGAGGUGCUACAAUCACAGAAAAUGAAACUGCUAAUCUUGGUGUAGGGAAUGGCACAGCAUUAUCUCAUGAGGCAUUUCCUGCUGGGGAGGAGGAGCAAAUAAAGCAGCUCAAUAAUGAAGUUGCUUCACUGAAGGAGGAACUUCAGAAGAAGGAUUCAAUCAUGAAAUCGUUUUUGAAUAACGAGCAAAUUGCUGCAUUGCAACAAACACCCAAUAAGUGGAGUGCUGAGUCUACCCUUCUAGGCUUAAAGCUUCGAUUCAGCCAGGGUGUCAGCAUUUUCUAUUUUACUAAUUGCUGAUUAUCUCAAAACAAUAUUACAUGAUUAAUUGACAAUUAUAAUGUGAACUAUCAAACUGUAGGCUACCAUAGCUAUUAUGAGGUACCUAAUAUAGGUAAGUGUUGAAGCUGAGCAGUAGCUUGGUUUAUAAUAUUAUCACUAGUUUAUAGGCUUACUUACAAAUUCUCCUUGAUAUCAUGAACUCUCUAUAAUGAAUAUUAAAAUUGUCUUCAAAAAAUACCGAUCCUAGUGGCUUAGAAGACUCACACUAUUAAGCUGCGUUUACACCAAAAUUAUUAACAAAAUGUUUAUAACUUAUUCCUUAUAGAUUCUGUUAGAUUGAACAUAACUUAUCAUAAACCUGAUGAUCAUAUGUGUUUGUCAAUUUCCAUUGGAUCUAGAAGGAUUAAGUUAUUAACAUUAUUUUGUUAAUAACUUUGGUGUAAACGCGGCUUUACAAUACACUUGUAACAGCGAGUCUUCUAAGCUUGUGCAAGCUACAGUAGUAUUAUAGCCCAGGCCUAUAACUUUUUCUCAUCCAAAAUUGGACUGAUAUGAAUAAUUUUACUGGCCUACUGUGGUAUUGAUAAUUUUUACAUCUAAUAAUAAUCCAUGCAGUAGUGAGUAGACUAUUAAUUAUGAUAGAUAGAAACUUCUUUCUGAAGACUGUGCCUUUUGAAAACUAAUAAUGUUGAGGCACAGAGUUGAAGGACUACAGCUGGACUAGUUUUGUACGGUAUCGGGUUUUGUUUUAUUAAAUACAAAUAAUUUAAUUUUGUUCUGAACAAUACGUUCAUUUUUUGAAUGUAUCCUUGUUGGAAAAAUAUUCUCAUCAAUUUAUGAGCCACUUCAGUUCUUCAGUGAUGUCAAUGUAAAUUCUUUCCAAAACCAUACAACAUAGCAUAUACGGGUAUAAUUUGAAUUUGGCUCCUUCUUCUGUGACUCAAAAUGGCGACUGUGCAUACCUGGUAUUUAUAGUUUCCUACUACAGCCUACGUCACGGCUGCAG